Molecule: messenger RNA, 1538 nt
Organism: Brassicogethes aeneus
Lineage: Eukaryota; Metazoa; Arthropoda; Insecta; Coleoptera; Nitidulidae
Source: the annotation of a GenBank genome assembly
CGUAAAUCAACAUAUAACAACCUUUCGAAUAUAAAACAUAUAAACAAAUAUAAAGUAUAAAAAUCGAUUAUAUUAGAAGUUAGAUCUAUAACCACUUUGGGUUUAAUCAUGGCUUUCAAGACAGCUGUUUUGUUCCUUGUUGGACUGGCCUACGUGCAAUGUUACAUUGUGGUGCCAAGCGGAGACCCCUGCAAUCCAACUAAAGCUGUCAAAAAGGCAGCUUGUAUGGUGGUUAGACCGCAAUCCAUACCGAAACCAGCACCAUUGACUGCUCUUUUGAACUCAGCUCCGAUUCCAGGACCUUGCGGGGUAGCCAAGGAGGCUAUAGUGAAACCUGCUUACCUACCACCCCCAACCCAACCCUGCGUGCAACAACCAGGGUGUGCGCAAACUUGCGCUAACCCUUGCGCUCAAGCACAACCACAAAGAACCUGCCUUGGGCAAGCUGUACAAGCUGGUGAAGCAGCCAAUUCAGUGAUAACCUACGGUGGAGCCAUCUCUGGAUCUACCUACGCUAACGUAGCUUCUAACCCAGCUCUGGUAGGAUGUCAACCAAUUGAUUACGCUAAAGCUACAGCUGGAUGCAACCAAAACUUGAUAACUCCAGCAGAUCCUGUAUCUCUAGCUUUGGCGAUGAAACGCUCCCACCAACGCUGUAUCACCGGUGAAGAUAAGUUAGCGUUUGGUUUCACCAAACUACCAGUUGAAAUCCCAUUGAUCGUCAAAGAAAAGUUGAGGAUGCCUGAAGACAACCUCUACAAACUGAACGGUCAAAUUGUUGAGUUGAAAGCUGUGAAGAAGGUCUGUCAGAACAAAAAAUCCCUCGCUGAGGAGGCUAUGGAUGAUUUGGAAGGUAGCUCAGAAGAAAUUCAAGUGCAAGAUGAAGAAGUAUCGUCCACCAAACAGUUGUCUCUGCAAGAAUUGGGCUACCAACCCGCUAAAAUACAAGCAGCACCAUUCAUCAAUGUCCCAGUGGCAAACCCAAUCCAAGCAGCUCUACAAGGUGCCCCAGGUCUUAUCAAGGGAGUUAUCGGCGCCUUAACCCAUGCCAAACCAUGCCAUGAUGGAUUCAUCCCCGGCAAAGUUGAAUACAAAACCAUCCAGAAAAAACCACGUGGACCACUCUACGUACACCCAAAAGAUGAGGACUGCGAAUCAGAAGAAAUCUCUCUACCAGCUGGUUCAAGUUUCGUCUACCAAGCCCCCCAAGCCCCUCUUCUGGUCUCCCCACCAGCCCCAUGCUCCAGCUUGUAUUAAUAUUAUUAAUACCACUGAUAAUACCCCACCCCUGUAUCGUUAAAAAAUCUAUUAUUACUCUAAAAACAUCACAUCCAAAUCUAGAGCAAUAUUAGAAAUUUCAACGAUGAUUCUUUAUUUAUAACUCAUCUAUAAUCAUAUGAUUUUUUUUUAUUUUAUUUUAUUUUAUUUUUCUACUUCUUUUUCUACUCUAUUUUUUCUCUACACCGACUGUGAUAUCUAUUAUUAUAUAAUUAUAUAUAUGGUUGUAAAUGACUUACAAAAAUAAAACUAUGUCCCCC